AUGAAGUCUGUUUACCAUUUACCAUUGCUUUUCAUUGUUGUUUUCUCGUUGGGAUGGUCAUCUUCUUCGGCUGAUAGCCAUGAGGAUUUUCUUGAUUGUCUUUCUUCAUAUCAUCCCCAAGAAUCCUCUUUGAUUUCUAGAGUUAUUUACACCGAAAGAAACUCGUCAUAUUCUGCAAUUUUGGAGUCUUCGAUUCAUAAUCUCCGGUUCUCUGCACCAAAUACCCCGAAGCCUUUGGUUAUCGUAACGCCAUUGAACAUUUCCCAUGUUCAAGCAACGAUUCAUUGCUCGAAAACACACGGCCUCCAGAUUCGGACUCGAAGUGGAGGUCAUGAUUUCGAGGGUCUUUCGUAUGUCUCUGAAGUCCCGUUUGUCGUCGUCGAUUUGGUUCAUUUUCGAUCGAUUGACAUCGAUGUCGAAAACGAGGAGGCAUGGGUUCAAUCCGGAGCCAUCACGGGUGAAUUGUACUACAGAAUCAAUGAACGAACCACGAAUCUUACCUUCCCCGGUGCACUCUGUCACACCGUGGGAAUUGGUGGAUUUAUUAGUGGUGGAGGGUACGGCUUAUUGUUCCGAAAAUACGGACUCGCGGGGGAUAACGUACUCGAUGCACAAUUAGUUGAUGCUAACGGGAGAGUUCUCGAUAGAAGAUCGAUGGGCGAAGAUUUGUUUUGGGCCAUUCGAGGCGGCGGCGGAGGAAGUUUCGGGAUCAUUCUCUCGUGGAAAGUGACGUUGGUUCCUAUUCCGUCAACCGUGACAGUUUUCUCUGUAGGCAGGACGUUGGAACAGAAUGCAACAGAGCUUCUCCAUCGUUGGCAAUACGUCGCACCCAAUCUUCCGAACGACGUAUACUCUGUCGUCUCGAUAUCGACGGUGAACGGUACCGAAACCGGGAGGAGGACGGUUCUAGCAACCUUUACUUCAGUGUUCCAAGGCAGUGCCAAUGAGCUUAUGGCAUUGAUGCAAGAACGAUUCCCCGAACUCGGACUCGUUCAGGACAAUUUCGUCGAGACGACUUGGAUCGGAUCUCUAAUGUUUGUGUCACAACUUCCGAACGAAACCUCGGAGAUUUUACUCGACAGGACCUAUAGGAGCACCCUUCUUAGUCCUGCAUUCAAAGCGAAAUCCGAUUAUGUGAGGAAACCAAUGCCUGAGAUUGCAUUACAAGGGCUAUGGUCCCAACUUCUGGAGGACGUAGCAACCACUGCAACUAUGAACAUCAUCUCCUACGGUGGUAAAAUGGACGAAUUCCCAGAGAGUGCACUUCCAUUCCCACAUCGGAAAGGAACCUUAUACAAGAUAGACUACAACAUCGGCUGGCAGGAGGAGGAGAACAACAAUCCUCAAAGGUAUAUAAACUGGAUUCGGAAACUUUAUACGUAUAUGGCUCCAUUUGUGUCGAAAUCUCCUCGAGAAGCGUACGUUAAUUACAGAGAUCUCGAUAUCGGACGGAACGAUGAGGACGGCAAGACAAGUUAUAAGCAAGCGAGUGUUUGGGGUCGUAAAUAUUUCAAAAGGAAUUUCGAUAGGUUGGUUUAUGUUAAGUCGAAGAUCGAUCCAGAGAAUUUCUUCAGACAUGAACAGAGCAUUCCUCCUCGUUUCCAUUGA
Messenger RNA from Hibiscus syriacus, 1608 nucleotides. RefSeq names its product berberine bridge enzyme-like 8. NCBI's taxonomy places the organism in Eukaryota, Viridiplantae, Streptophyta, Magnoliopsida, Malvales, Malvaceae. Gene Ontology annotation, molecular function: oxidoreductase activity; FAD binding. Bases 1 to 1608 code for a protein of 535 amino acids. The record is from RefSeq and is a predicted model, not a curated record. The transcript has a single exon.